This is a messenger RNA of Pseudocercospora fijiensis CIRAD86, 1860 nucleotides long. RefSeq lists its product as uncharacterized. The transcript has 2 exons. Gene Ontology annotation, cellular component: spindle pole; equatorial microtubule organizing center; centrosome. The record is from RefSeq and is a predicted model, not a curated record. NCBI's taxonomy places the organism in Eukaryota, Fungi, Ascomycota, Dothideomycetes, Mycosphaerellales, Mycosphaerellaceae. Gene Ontology annotation, biological process: meiotic cell cycle; microtubule nucleation; mitotic cell cycle. Gene Ontology annotation, molecular function: gamma-tubulin binding; microtubule minus-end binding. The annotation marks the transcript as partial.
GUGCCGGAAGAACAUGACAUCUGGGCUGUCGAUCUGCAUCUGGAGGUCAAUGAAGAUUCUGGUAGAUUCCAUACCUGGGAAGCUUUUGAAGGCAAGGAUGUUGCAAAUAGUCAGGCGACUGCGUACCUAUCAGAAGCAGGACCUGAUGCUUUCGAUGCUGCUAUUGCUACGAUAGAAAAAAGCAUUGGUGUCUUGCCCCAAGACUACACGCUUCGCUGCCUCAGUGCACUCGCUCUAGGACGGUCUUCAAGUCUGUUCUCGUGGAAGGAAUCCGAGCAGACCUUCCACCAGACAUUGCAAGGUGCCGCCAUCUCUGGCACCAGCUUGCGGUCUUCAGAAAGUUUCACCGCAAGCCUGCUCACGAUUGGCAACCAGAUCAAGCGACUUAGGAUCUUUUCCGAUACCACACGUGGUGUGCGUCACUCAUGUCCGGCGGUCUUUGCACUCAAAAGUUGCAUCGGCGAUCUUCUAGACGCCAUUGACGAGAGUGUUUCUGCAAGAGUUUCCAUUGUAAGAUCUAUGCUGCAAUUGCAAGGACUUGUUGCAAGGCCUGCUCAACUUUUGGCAAUCAUGACUCUGCUUGUCGAAUCGGUCAAGCGUUGUCAAUCUGAUGAAAGCGUUAUUUCUCGCCUCGCCGAUAGCAUUCACGAGGAAGUGCAGAGAGAUCAGGUAUUCGCGGAUGUGCUUCAGAUCCUGCUGGCUCGAGUGAGCGUGCCUUGGCUCGAGACAUUGGCGGGCAAUCUGGGAUUUGCGGAUCCAGUCGCAGGAGUUUCAGAUGAUGAUGCCGCACAAGACUUCAAGUCCAGUAUCCAAUCCAGCACGGCGUUUGUCAGUGCUGAGGAUCGUAAUCUGCUCUACGAAACGACCUCUGCAGUCUCCCUUCUGCGGCAAAUUGAUUCCAACCAUGCUCUCACAGGAGUACGAACAGUUCAACUCGCAAGCCUAUCGCCCGUCGCAUGCUUCACCGACAGUGCAUUGGAUUCGUCGAGCAUAGCAGAAACUGCGCGAAGUUAUCAAGAGGACAUGAUUUCUUUACUCGUGAAAGGGAGACCGAACGCUGAGCCGACUACUGCAGACAUCAGGGCGUCCUUCCAGAUGUUCGGCAAUGGCAACUUCGUAUCAAGAAUGUGUGCAGCACUAUUCAGCGAGGAUGUGCAAUCUGCUGAGCGAAGGCGUGGCACAGUCCCAACAGCAGAGACCGUCGGCCUGCGUCUGGGAGCGUCGCAUGAUGAGCGCUGGCCACCUGCUAGUUCUGAGCUGCAACUUUCGUUGAUGGGUAUUCUUGACGACUCUGCCGGCGACGCCUCGAUAUCAGAAAACUUGAGCUUUGCGAUACGUGAGUUGCCAGAAGUUGAGAUCGAUAGAGUACUGGACCCACACUCCAUCUAUGCCUUGGAUUUCUUAAGGCUGCAGUACAAUGUCACUGCCCCAUUAGAUGCGGUGCUGACAUCUAACGCUCUCAACAACUACGACGAGAUUUUCCGCUUCCUGCUCAAACUCCUGAGACUAGUCCACGCCACCGGCGAGCUAUCAAAGCAAGUGCUCAAGACCCGACCAUCCGCCAUAGCUUCAACCUUCGCCCAAGAAUCUCAACUCUUCGUCAGCAUCCUCGUUUCCCACAUCAUGGACCUCGGUAUCGCACCUCCCUGGCAAGAACUCAUACAAUCAAUCCUCAACCUCGAACGAAAACUCGAAGAAGAAGAUACAAAAAACGAAAUCGGCACCCGCGCCCACCUCGGCAUCGAAGGUCUCCAACACAUCCACGAGGCAUGUUUAGAUCGCAUCCGAAGCAGACUCUUCCUCAAGCGCAAACAUGAGAAGCUGCGGAAUUCUGUCGAGACGGUAUUCGCUGCUUUGCUC